CCUGGCGCACUCGCUGGUGGUGGGCGCAGAUCGUGUUCUGGGGAUUUUUACCUGCACUCGAGUUCCGGGGGAAUCUUUACCUGUGCUCGGGUUCCCGACGCACUCUUUUGGAUAACUUGCUGUUCGUGGAUCGCAGAAUGACUCUGGAAGAAGUCCGUGGCCAGGAUACAGUUCCGGAAAGCACAGCCAGGAUGCAGGGCGCCGGGAAAGCACUGCACGAACUUCUGCUGUCGGCGCAGCGCCAGGGCUGUCUGACCGCUGGCGUCUACGAGUCCGCCAAAGUCCUGAAUGUGGACCCUGACAAUGUGACCUUUUGCGUGCUGGCUGCCGACGAAGAAGAUGAGGGCGACAUAGCGCUGCAGAUCCAUUUCACGUUGAUCCAGGCGUUCUGCUGUGAGAACGACAUUGACAUAGUGCGCGUGGGAGACGUGCAGAGGCUGGCGGCGAUCGUGGGCGCAGACGACGAAGGGGGCACGCCCGGAGACCUGCAUUGCAUCCUCAUUUCGAAUCCUAAUGAGGACACAUGGAAGGACCCUGCCUUGGAGAAGCUGAGUUUGUUCUGCGAGGAGAGCCGGAGCUUCAACGACUGGGUGCCCAGCAUCACCCUUCCCGAGUGACCGCCUGGCAGGGACCUUGAUCUGAUCGACUUGGUGACACUCUAGCGCGCUGCUGGCUCUGGAGUGGCCCUCCGAGGGCGCUCGAGUGCGCAUGGAGACUGGCAGGCCAUGUUGCCUGGAGAGCGAGGAGCGCGGCCUCCCCAGAAGGGGGUCUGGCGGCAGCGGGGACACCUUGUUCCGAGCCCAGGACUCUGCCAGUGUCCCGGAGAGGCUGCUGGCCCAGGAAGGCUUAAGCGAGGACGUUGGCCCCAGGGCCGGGAAGAACUGACCAGCGAGGCAGGUGUGACUCAGCAAGCAGCCUUCCAGUGAAAGGAGGGGGAAAGGCCAGACAGGCGGCCGCCUGGCCUUGGUACAGCUGCAGGAGCGGCCACUGCAGGAGCGAGCCGGACUUUGCAGACUGCACUGCUCUUUCAAAAAAAAAAAAAAAAAAAAACGGAUCCCGGGCAAUGCUUUCAUUUUCUAAAGGACGCUAUCAUGGAAGCUUUGAAUUUCACAAUAAACCUAU
This is a messenger RNA of Apodemus sylvaticus (European woodmouse), 1122 nucleotides long. RefSeq names its product growth arrest and DNA damage inducible gamma (gene Gadd45g). Lineage: Eukaryota; Metazoa; Chordata; Mammalia; Rodentia; Muridae. The record is from RefSeq and is a predicted model, not a curated record. The coding region runs from base 138 to 617 and encodes 159 amino acids. Gene Ontology annotation, cellular component: cytoplasm; nucleus. The transcript is spliced from 4 exons. Gene Ontology annotation, biological process: regulation of cell cycle.